This is a messenger RNA of Nezara viridula (southern green stink bug), 531 nucleotides long. The record is from the annotation of a GenBank genome assembly. Lineage: Eukaryota; Metazoa; Arthropoda; Insecta; Hemiptera; Pentatomidae.
AUGUCAGGGGACUAUGUGCACCUUUUGGCCAACAUCUCCGACUUCUGCGUCAUUUGUAGGAUUUGUUCCAUCGCAGUUGAUUAUCUGGUCAGGAACCAGCCGACUCCUAUCGUCUUCGGCUCUAUGCCAGUACUAGUAGCACUGCUGCCUGCUACCAGGCAUUUAUCGACCUCCCAGUCUAGAUCCGCUGUGUUCAGUCGAAAGCAGGGUCACCUCGGGCAGGAUGCGGUUCUUCACCGCGCACGGACGGUGUUGGCAAUAGCUAUCUCAAGGUCUCCACUUACAGUUUCUCAGGCCUCUCGGCCUACUCCCCUGGUCUUGAGUGAGGACCAGUUUCAAGGUCUUCCCUUGCUAAAGAUACUACCUCUCCUCAGCAUCUUGACCCCAUUUUAUUUGUUUUCAUCAUUCUAUGAAAUUUUGACAUCAAUGAUGCUUAGUGGUCUGGUUGCCCACAUGAAAUUGAAACGAGCAAUGUUAAAGCAAUGUUUGUUGAUCAAAAUCCCAUCCAAUCAGUGCGAGAGAUUGCUAUGA